Messenger RNA from Aspergillus fischeri NRRL 181, 1329 nucleotides. RefSeq lists its product as uncharacterized. The transcript has 3 exons. Lineage: Eukaryota; Fungi; Ascomycota; Eurotiomycetes; Eurotiales; Aspergillaceae. Bases 1 to 1329 code for a protein of 442 amino acids. The record is from RefSeq and is a predicted model, not a curated record. Gene Ontology annotation, molecular function: methyltransferase activity.
AUGGACGAUCUGGCCCAGCUCCAAAGCUGCAGCAACGAGCUCGCCACUGCCAUUACGAGCCUGGCGAGCUACGCUGGAAGUGGAAACGCCCAGCAAGCCUUCAAUAAUCAGUCACCUUUUGAGCCAGAAGAAGUUCAGAGAGCAAAGGGAAACAUCUUAGCGGUUGCCACCAAGCUUAGGACGUUGAUAUGCGGGCCGACAGACUUUCUGCAGCAUCUCGCGAGCCAGGUUAGCGAAAUCCUCGCGUGUCUGCGGUGGCUCGGUGAGUUCCAAAUCCUGGCCUGCAUCCCGUUGAUGGGGAGUGCGCCGAUCAAAGAUAUCGCCGACUUGACCAACGUCCCAGAGUCUCGCCUGCGCCGCAUCAUCCGGUUGACUGCGACGGCUGGCUUUCUUCGCGAGCCAGAGCGUGACCAUGUGGCCCAUACACCUUUAUCGGCAUCCUUCUUCUCGAACCCGUCUCUUCUGGAUGCCGCCAUGUUUCUCUCUGAGUCCGCAGCUCCAACUGCAUUGCAGAUGCCCCAAACCGCCCAAGUGAAAGAGAAAUCGAGCUCGCCUCCAUCCAAUGGUACUCCAUGCGACCUGGUCUUGCCCAGGGGCAUGGAAUUCCAUACCGCCUGCAAACGGCGGCCAAAGCUGAAUCGUCAAUGGUUGGCAUAUCUUCACCACGCGGCGGGUUUACAUACGGCCGACGAUAUAGCCGCCGUUCUCACGCAGCUGGACUGGCCCAAACUGACCAACGGGCGCGACGGAAUAUGCCAUGCCGUAUCCCGGGUUGACCACUGUCACGCGCAGGUCGGCGUCUCUUCGUGGUCCACGUCGAUAGCUCGACGCCUGGCGCACUUUUACCCAGCCCUCCAUUUCACCGUCCAGAUCAGCGACCCAGCCGCUGCCAUCACCCAAGAGGAGUUCCACCCCCGGAUUACGGCGACGAGUCGCAUCCUCGGGACACGGCAGACGGCAGCGGGCGCCGCUGUCUACAUCCUGCAUCUCCCGUUCGCGUCGUCCUCCCCGAGUGCGGUGAUGACGGAGCUUGCCGUGCACCUCGACGUUCUGCGGUCGCGUAGCGGCAUCCUGCUGAUCCUAACGCCUCGUCUUCUGCCCCAGCCUGGGAGCCUCCCUGACGCUGAAGUUGAGGCGACGGCCCGGUCUCGGGAUCUGGCGCUCUGGCAGAUGGCGGACGAGGGCGAGAUGGAGAUGCUCGAGUUGCUAGAAACGAUUGACACGGUUCGGGACAGCCUUGGAAAAUUGGUCGUAACCUCUAAACUACGCUCGCGGAACAAUUUGGUUGUUGCUGUAACGGUCGAGUACCAGAGGGAUUUACCUAGCUAG